CUCUGCCUCCGCUCCCCGCGCCGCGGCCGCGCCCGGGCCCCAACUGAAGGCCUGACAGCCCCCGGGCAGGGCGGCGCCAGGGCGGGCACCGCGCACCCCUCCACUGGAUCACUUCCCCCAGCUGGGGCAACUUCUCCCGAGGCGGGAGGCGCUUUUUACUCGGCUCCCUUGUAUCCCAAUUGGGCAAACUUCUCAGCCCUGAAUGACUUUUCCUGAAGCGGACAUUUUCCUCAAAUCCGGAGAGUGUGCUGGGCAGACGAUGCUGGACACGAUGGAGGCGCCGGGCCACUCGAGGCAGCUGCUGCUGCAGCUCAACAACCAGCGCACCAAGGGGUUCUUGUGCGACGUGAUCAUCGUGGUGCAGAACGCCCUCUUCCGCGCGCACAAGAACGUGCUGGCGGCCAGCAGCGCCUACCUCAAGUCCUUGGUGGUGCAUGACAACCUGCUCAACCUGGACCAUGACAUGGUGAGCCCGGCCGUGUUCCGCCUGGUGCUGGACUUCAUCUACACCGGCCGCCUGGCUGAUGGCGCAGAGGCGGCGGCGGCGGCGGCCGUGGCCCCGGGGGCUGAGCCGAGCCUGGGCGCCGUGCUGGCCGCCGCCAGCUACCUGCAGAUCCCCGACCUCGUGGCGCUGUGUAAGAAGCGCCUCAAGCGCCACGGCAAGUACUGCCACCUGCGGGGCGGCGGCGGCGGCGGCGGCGGUUACGCACCCUACGGGAGGCCGGGCCGGGGCCUUCGGGCCGCCACGCCCGUCAUCCAGACUUGCUACUCGUCCCCGGCUGGGCCUCCGCCGCCGCCCUCGGGCGAGCCGUCUUCAGGCCCCGAGGCCGCUGUGAACACUCACUGCGCGGAGCUGUACGCCUCGGGCCCCGGCCCGGCCUCCGCACUCUGCGCCCCGGAGCGCCGCUGCUCCCCGCUCUGCGGCCUGGACCUGUCCAAGAAGAGCCCGCCGGGCUCCGCGCCUCCUGAGCGGCCGCCGGGCGAGCGCGACCUGCCCUCACGCCCAGACAGCCCUCCCAGUGCCGGCCCCGCUGCCUACAAGGAGCCACAGCUCGCCCUGCCGCCGCUGCCGCCGCUGCCCUUCCAGAAGCUGGAGGAGGCCGUACCGCCGCCGGACCCGUUCCGCGGCGGCGGCGGCAGCCCGGGACCCGAGCCCCCGGGCCGCCCCGACGGGCCCAGCCUCCUCUACCGCUGGAUGAAGCACGAGCCAGGCCUGGGCAGUUACGGCGACGAGCUGGGCCGGGAGCGCGGCUCCCCCAGCGAGCGCUGUGAGGAGCGCGGCGGGGACCCAGCCGCCUCGCCCGGGCUACCCCCGCUGGGCCUGGCGCCGCCGCGCUACCAGGGCAGCCUGGACGGGCCAGGCGCGGGCGGCGACGGCGACGACUACAAGAGCAGCAGCGAGGAGACAGGCAGCAGCGAGGACCCCAGCCCUCCAGGCGGCCACCUCGAGGGCUACCCGUGCCCGCACCUGGCUUACGGCGAGCCCGAGAGCUUCGGCGACAACCUGUACGUGUGCAUCCCGUGCGGCAAGGGCUUCCCCAGCUCGGAGCAGCUGAAUGCACACGUGGAAGCUCACGUGGAGGAGGAGGAGGCGCUGUAUGGCAGGGCCGAGGCGGCCGAGGUAGCCGCGGGGGCCGCCGGCUUGGGGCCCCCUUUUGGAGGCAGUGGGGACAAGGUCCCUGGGGCUCCGGGCGGCCUGGGAGAGCUGCUGCGGCCGUACCGCUGCGCGUCGUGCGACAAGAGCUACAAGGACCCGGCCACGCUGCGGCAGCACGAGAAGACGCACUGGCUGACCCGGCCCUAUCCGUGCACCAUCUGCGGGAAGAAGUUCACGCAGCGCGGAACCAUGACGCGCCACAUGCGCAGCCACCUGGGUCUCAAGCCCUUCGCGUGCGACGCGUGCGGCAUGCGCUUCACGCGCCAGUACCGCCUCACCGAGCACAUGCGCAUACACUCGGGCGAGAAGCCCUACGAGUGCCAGGUGUGCGGCGGCAAGUUCGCGCAGCAACGCAACCUCAUCAGCCACAUGAAGAUGCACGCCGUGGGUGGCGCGGCAGGCGCAGCUGGGGCUCUGGCGGGGCUGGGGGGGCUACCCGGCGUCCCCGGCCCCGACGGCAAGGGCAAGCUCGACUUCCCCGAGGGCGUCUUUGCUGUGGCCCGACUCACGGCAGAACAGCUGAGCCUGAAGCAGCAGGACAAGGCAGCCGCGGCCGAGCUGCUGGCGCAGACCACGCACUUCCUGCACGACCCCAAGGUGGCGCUCGAGAGCCUCUACCCGCUGGCCAAGUUCACCGCGGAGCUGGGCCUCAGCCCGGACAAGGCGGCCGAGGUGCUGAGCCAGGGAGCGCACCUGGCCGCCGGACCCGACGGCCGGACCAUCGACCGUUUUUCCCCCACCUAGAGCGCCUCCUGCCGGCCUGCAUCGUCGCCGCCGCGUGGCCCCGGCCCGCGCCCCCGGGGAACGGCGGUGGCAGCGCGAGCAGGCACCCCGCGCCCGGACAACUGUAGUAGCAGCGGCAGCAUCGCCGCAGUGGCGGCGGCCCCACCUGGCCUCACUGCUUUGUGCCUUAGCCCGGG
Messenger RNA from Nyctereutes procyonoides (raccoon dog), 2577 nucleotides. It is a transcript of the gene HIC1, whose product is annotated as HIC ZBTB transcriptional repressor 1. Gene Ontology annotation, cellular component: nucleus. Gene Ontology annotation, biological process: regulation of transcription by RNA polymerase II. The record is from RefSeq and is a predicted model, not a curated record. Lineage: Eukaryota; Metazoa; Chordata; Mammalia; Carnivora; Canidae. Bases 203 to 2401 code for a protein of 732 amino acids. The transcript has 2 exons. Gene Ontology annotation, molecular function: RNA polymerase II cis-regulatory region sequence-specific DNA binding; protein binding; DNA-binding transcription factor activity, RNA polymerase II-specific.